Mitosporidium daphniae is the source of this 420-nucleotide messenger RNA. RefSeq names its product Polo-like kinase. Gene Ontology annotation, molecular function: ATP binding. NCBI's taxonomy places the organism in Eukaryota, Fungi, Microsporidia. The coding region runs from base 1 to 420 and encodes 139 amino acids. The transcript has 3 exons. The record is from RefSeq and is a predicted model, not a curated record.
AUGCCAGCAUUGCAUAUACAUGCAUUUUCAGCCACUUACCGCGCUAAAUUACAGCCAUCCCCAUUGGGUCCAAGCUGCAAGUGCGCAGAUCGGAACUUUCCUGACCCGCCUCAUGUAAUUGUCCACCACGGCUUUACCUUUAAGCUUGGCAAGAAAUUGGGAGAGGGCGGAUUUGCAAAGUGUUUCGAGGUCAUCGACGAGCUUUCCGGAAAGCGACUAGCAUUGAAGGCCAUUUUCCUGGAUUCUGUGGUCAAGCUCAAAGCGCAAAGCAAGGCACGAUUGGCUGUUCUUACAAAUAGGUACAAACUGCGUCGUAAUUUCAGCUGCUCAAUGAGAUUGAAAUUCACCAAUUACUCGACCAUCGACACAUUGUCAAGCUUUAUAGAGUUUUUCACGAUGAGCGCUACAUCUACCUGCUGA